Molecule: messenger RNA, 3345 nt
Organism: Thelazia callipaeda (thelaziosis nematode)
Lineage: Eukaryota; Metazoa; Nematoda; Chromadorea; Rhabditida; Thelaziidae
Source: the annotation of a GenBank genome assembly
AAACAUGACUAGUAUACCAGAAUUCAAUAGCUUAAUCAAUAGCAUGCUUUGUCCUGAAAAUAAAGAAAGGAGAGAAGCAGAAUAUCAGUAUGACCAAAUUGAAGUUUUACCAAAAACUCGGUUUUUGUUUCAGUUGUUUAUGGAUCAAACUGCCAGUGUUGAGGUACGGUCAUUAAGUUUAGUGCUAAUGAGACGACUGCUGUAUAAUAAAUGGAGCGAACUGUCGUCAGCUUGGUCCAAAGAAAAUCGUGAACAGUUUUGUGAUCAGCUUCUAAAGUUAGCUACUGAAGAGCAGAAUCAUGUACUGAGAAAACGUGUCAUUGAUGUUAUCGCUGAACUUGCGCGUUCAACCAUUGAUUCUGAAACUGGAAUCCAAAAUUGGUCAGGUGUUAUUCAGUUUUUGGAGUUAUGUGCGUCGUCGAACAACGCUACGUUGCGCGAAACAGGCAUGAUUUUGUUUGAAAAUAUUCCAUCAGUUUUUGGCGCCAGUCAAGAUCGCUAUCUUCCGGGAAUUAAGCAAAUGUUUCAGUCUUCAUUGCUUUAUGGUAGUGAAGGAUCAGUUAGGACUGCGGCAGUACGUGCAUUUGUUGCAUUUAUGUGUGACAAUGAAGAGGACAAAAGAGUCAUCAGAUCACUUUCUGACCAGAUUCCUGCAGUUAUUCAGGUCUGUCAGCAUGUUGUAGCUACAGAAGACGACGAUGAUGUACCUCUGCAGUGUUUAGGUGAUCUUGCUACUAGUGUUCCAAAAGCAUUACAACCAUAUCUCAGUGAUGUUUUUACACUUUGUUCUUCGACAGCCGCUGAUGUGGAAAAAGACGAUUCUUACCGACAUAGUGCUCUUGAAGUAAUAGUUUCUUUAUGUGAAAAUGCUUCUGGUAUGGUGAAAAAAAAUGCAGCUACAUUUUUUCCCGCGAUUUUAAAACAGUGCUUGAAUUUCAUGACAGAACUUGAUGAUGACGUUGAUGAAUGGUUGAACUGUGAUAGUGCUGAAGAAGAUAGUGGAGAAGAUGCUGUCGGUAUUGGGGAAUCGUCGUUAGAUCGUAUCUCAUGCAGUUUGGGUGGAAAAUUUAUCUUGAAUACAUUUUUACAUAUUUUGCCAAAUAUGUUGCAAGGUGAUGAAAAUUGGAAAAGCCGUCACGCAGCGAUAAUGGGCAUUUCUACUGUUGGAGAAGGAUGUAAACGUCAAAUGGAACCACUUAUUGAAGAAAUCGUUGAUAAUGUCGUACCAUUUUUAGAAGAUUCUCAUCCCCGUGUGCGAUAUGCAGCUUGUAACGCUUUAGGUCAGAUGUCAACUGAUUUCUCCCCUACUCUCCAGAAGAAAUGUCAUGAAAAGGUUGUAAAUGGUUUAUGUGCACGCCUGAUUGACUUAAGUUGUCCGCGAGUUGCCGCUCAUGCUGGGGCUGCUCUUGUAAAUUUUAGUGAAGAUUGUCCAAAGAAUAUCAUCUCUAUAUAUCUCCGUCAGAUAAUGGAGAAAUUGGAAUUUGUUCUUGAUCAAACUUUUAAACAGCUUUUGGAGCGCGGAAAAAAGCUUGUCUUAGAACAAGUGAUCACAACUAUAGCGUCUGUUGCUGAUGCUUCUCAAAAUCAUUUCGUCGCAUUUUACGACAGUUUGAUGCCUCCCUUGAAAUAUAUCCUGCAAAAUUCAAAUGUCAAUGAACUAAAUACACUUCGAGGCAAAACAGUCGAGUGCAUAUCGCUCAUCGGAUUGGCAGUAGGAAGGGAAAAGUUUGGCAAGGACGCAAAAGACAUUAUGCAGAUAUUGUUAGCUAACCAAGUUCAGUUGGAACAAGCGACAGACGAUGAUCCAGAAGUAGCUUAUAUGAUAAGUGCAUGGGCUCGCAUAUGCAAAGUUCUUGGUGAAGAGUUUGCUCCUUAUUUACCACUAGUAAUGCCUUCGGUAUUGCAAGUGGCAGCAGUCAAACCUGAUGUAACAUUGAUGAACGAUGAAGAUGUGGCUAAUCAGGAAGAAGAUCCUGAUUGGAAUUUCAUUCCUUUGGGAGAUCAAAAGAUGUUUGGCAUAAAAACCACUGGGUUGGAAGAUAAAGCUACUGCAUGUGAAAUGCUUGUAUGCUAUGCUCGCGAACUCAAGUCAGCUUUCAGUCCUUAUAUCGAACCGGUCACUCAGUUGAUGCUCCCUCUUCUUAAAUUCAUGUUUCAUGACGCUGUACGAUCCGCAGCCGCUGAUAUUUUCCCAUGCUUAUUGGAGUGUGCCCGCAGUAGGGGAGAUCAAUUUCGAGUACAACUAUGGAGUGCGAUCAUAUCAGGUUACAAAGAGGCCAUAGAUGUGGAACACGACCGCGAAGUAGUCGCCGAUCAACUUCAUGGAAUAGCGCAGUGUAUUGACGAAUUGGGUCCUUCAUUAAUCACUCAAGAGCAGUUGGAAUUAAUUCUGAACAUUAUCAAUCAACAAAUGUUGGAAUAUACUAAUCGAAAAGUGGAACGUGAGAAAAGUCCUGUUGAUGAUGAUGACUUUGAGUCAGCGGAUACAUUGGAUGACGAAGUAGAAGAAGAUAUUGGCGUACUGGCUCGCAUCUCUGACAUUAUCCACUGUCUUUUUAAAGCAUACGGCGCGAGCUUUUUCACUUAUUUUGAAAAACUGGUCGAUCAUUUCACUCCAUUAUUGGAGUCACAAAAACAUUAUAGUGAAAGACAGUGGUCGAUUUGUGUAUUUGAUGAUUUAAUUGAAUAUGGUGGUGAAGCCAGUAUAAAAUAUUAUUCAUCUUUUUACGGCCCUAUGAUAGCUGCACUUUCUGACGAAUUUCCUGAAGUGCGUCAAAGUGCAGCAUAUGGUUUUGGAGUUAUGGGACAGCAUGGUGGGAAUAUUUAUGCUCAAGCAUGUGCAGGUGCUUUACCACAUCUUGCUAAUAUGAUUUCGAGAGAGGAUGCUAGGUCCACUGAAGAAGGAAACAUCGCUACUGAGAAUGCGAUAAGUGCUGUUGCUAAGAUUCUCAAAUAUAAUUCAAGGAUGGUAGAUGUUAAUGCGGUCAUACCUACGUUUUUGAGCUGGCUGCCAAUUUGGGAAGAUCCUGACGAAACACCGCAUGUUUAUGGUUAUUUUGCCGAUUUAAUUGAAAGUAAUAAUCCCUUUGUUUUGGGAGAGAAUAAUUCUAAUCUCCCUCGAUUGUUAACUGUGAUCGUGGAAGCUUUUGAAAAAGGAGCUUUCGAUAAUGAUGGUAAUGACGAUAAUGUUAAACAGCGUUUGAUCAAUAUUUUGAAAUUCAUACAGGUAGAGUGGAAGAGUUCUUUGUCACCUGUAGCAGAUAAAAGUCUUUUCGAUGCUGUAAUUGGUGGUGCCGGUUUGACUCAGCUUCAAAUUACAAUAUUACAUCAACUGCUGGCAUGAAA